Belonocnema kinseyi is the source of this 1299-nucleotide messenger RNA. RefSeq lists its product as uncharacterized. The coding region runs from base 118 to 567 and encodes 149 amino acids. The transcript is spliced from 2 exons. NCBI's taxonomy places the organism in Eukaryota, Metazoa, Arthropoda, Insecta, Hymenoptera, Cynipidae. The record is from RefSeq and is a predicted model, not a curated record.
GGUCAAACACAACCAGUUAUAAUCGGAGAAUCGACAGAACAUUUUUUCAAAUACUUUUAUUCUUUUUCUAACACGGAGGCUCGCUUCCAAGUUCUAUAAUUAUAAUCAGUCAUCAAUAUGAAGCUCGCUGCUGUUACCACCCUCUUCUUCGUCGCUGCUGUCUUUGCCGCCGAUGAAAAGAAAGAAGAACAUCCAAAGACUUUUAGAAGACUCAUCCCUGCUGAUGUCCUUCGUGAUUUCCCUGGAAUGUGUUUUGCCUCCACGAGAUGUGCGACAAUCGAACCAACAAAAUCUUGGGAGCUUUCUCCAUUCUGUGGACGUUCAACUUGCGUCCCAGCUGAAGACAACUCAGGUCGUUUGUUCGAACUGGUAGAAGAUUGCGGACCAUUGCCAAAGCCCAACCCCAAGUGCAAGCUUUCCGAAAAAACCAACAAGACCGCCAGUUUCCCUGACUGUUGUCCAAUUUUUGACUGCGAGGAUGGAGCCAAGCUUGAAUAUCCAGAAAUUCCAACAAUCCCUCCUCCAACUGAAGGUGACGAAAAAGAAAAACCAGUCCCCAACGCUUAAAACGACAAAAAAGUCAUCUCAACAUUGAUUUUUAUUCUUCAGCUACGUCGAAAUAGACUCUCAAGAUAAAAAGAUAAAUAAAGCGAUAAAUAGUCCCCGAAAUUCGCAAUAUAUUCCUAGCAUCUCAAGAUAUUGAGAAAAAAGUCUAAUAUAUCGACAGGCAUUAAAAAUUGCAAAAAAAAAGUUCAAGGGGAAAAAAGAAGGCCGUGUGAACCUACUUCCAUUCGCCGUCCAGUAAUUAUUCCCAGGGUGUCAGCUUCAGGGCCGCCGGAAUGAAAUUCUUGAAAAUUAAUAACUAAUUAAAAUCUUGAAAACUGAUUUGGAAUUAAAUUAUGGCCCUAACUAGAGGAAGAUUCAAAGAAUUGUACAUAAGACGAGAAUAGUACUUGCUCUCCCGCAAUAACGAAAAGCUUCCUUUCCCGCACCAAGAUGCGUUAGAAAUUAAGAAAUUAAGUCUACAAAUAUUUUUCCUAUCACUAUUUUUAUACUGCAAGAUAUGUGACGUUUACAAAUAAAAUAAAAUUAGAGGCACGAUAGAACUUAAAGAGAGAGCUUUCACGUGGACCUAGUCGCGGCGGGUUAAGAGCAAGAUUUUCUACGUAGAUUCAGUGUUUUUUUCAUCUUCAUUUUGCUUUUUUUAAUAUGUACACGAAAGCCGUCCAACUGGUAUAAGUAGAAAAAAAGUGAUUAUAAUUUUAUGUGAUCAAAUUAAAAUAAGUAUUUAAGCAAAAA